UGAAUUAUUCCGCUAGGUGUCUUAAACAAUAUGGCGUUGAUGUAUGGUUAUAAAACUCUGAACCGAUGUAUUAUUAGUAAAAGUUAUAUAUCAUUAAAACCUUUUCCAUUCCAGUCAGUAGCGUUAUCAAUAGGAAAACAAAAUUAUUUAAAAAAAAUUAUUCAAACAGAAACUGAAAACACCAUAGUAGUUGAAGGAAUCCAAGUAAACUCUCCAAGAGAGGGCAAAGUUAUCAAAGCACAGAAUAAUACCCGUGCCUGUCCACUUUGUAGACUUGGACUGAAGAAUAUUAGACAUUCGGAUGUUUUAAUCUUAAGUCAAUUUAUCAACUCUGAUGGGACUUUAUUGCCAAAACAAAUAACAGGUUUGUGUGGCAGGCAGUACAAACAAGUUGCCAUUAUGGUUCAUCAUGCUCAGUUAGCUGGUUUGCUUCCACGAAAGCCUCACACGCCAGUAACAGAACCUUGGGAACACUUAAACACUUAUACCAUCAGCAAAUAAAGCUAGAAAUGGAAGCCCAGUACAAGGACCUUAUUUACAAGACUGGUUUAAUAGCUUGUUUAUUUCAGACAUAGAUCAGAAAAAUAUUUUGGUCAAUGCUUACAAUGUAACCAACAACAAAUCUGUUGAAGAACUGCACACUGUAAUAUAGGUUAAAAACUGUUGAUUUACCAGAAAAAAUAAAGAUAAAUUAUUCAA
Molecule: messenger RNA, 699 nt
Organism: Limulus polyphemus (Atlantic horseshoe crab)
Lineage: Eukaryota; Metazoa; Arthropoda; Merostomata; Xiphosura; Limulidae
Gene: mRpS18A
Product: 39S ribosomal protein S18a, mitochondrial-like
Exons: 4
Coding region: 31-501 (156 amino acids)
Biological process (GO): mitochondrial translation
Cellular component (GO): ribosome; mitochondrial small ribosomal subunit
Molecular function (GO): structural constituent of ribosome; small ribosomal subunit rRNA binding
Source: RefSeq, a predicted model, not a curated record